Molecule: messenger RNA, 258 nt
Organism: Penicillium alfredii
Lineage: Eukaryota; Fungi; Ascomycota; Eurotiomycetes; Eurotiales; Aspergillaceae
Exons: 1
Coding region: 1-258 (85 amino acids)
Source: RefSeq, a predicted model, not a curated record
AUGCCGUCGUCAACAGCGGCAAGACGGUCCUGGAAUUUAUUCACCAUAUCCGCGGGGCUCCAUGCCACGGUCCAGAUCGUGGUUGUGGCUCGCGUGGUCCAAGACCAGGCUGUUGCUGUCGGCAGCAACCUCAUGCAGGAACUCACUCGCUAUCCGCGGCUUGGGAUGGUUGCGCUACGUGUGUCGGCAAAUAAGUAUACCGGGCGUGGGACGACGGAUACAGGUAACAGGCUGUUCAAUACAGUGCACCUGCCCUAA